AAGAACUUCCUUGGUAACAAGAAGCUUGCUUGGAGAUGGCUAGUUAGCAUGUAGCUGAGCUACUUCGGAGGGUGUUUUCCUAACUUUCCUGGUUUGUGACAUAUGGGACAGGGUCUGUGUGUGCCACUAAUGACGUAGAGGGAACUAAACCGUGACGUUAACAUCGUUUUUGCUGCGGAUUUAAACAUUUUAGCUCCGGAUCCGCACCAUGUUUCUGCUAGCCAAAUGAUUUUUAGCUACCUGCGUUCACUGCACCUCCUCCUUGUCCUCUGUGGACGCUUGGCUCUCACAGCCACAGAUGUGGGGGCCACUUCAUCUCCCGGCUCCAGCCCAACAUAUGGGGCCCCAUUCAGCUCACCCACCCCGGCUGCGGGCCUCACAGGGGCCACAGCGGAGGCCACUCUGGAGCCCACUUUGGACUCGGCGGUGACCACACAGCUGUCCGUUACUGGGACCCCAACUCCGGCCACAGACGCUCCGUCUCCAGCCACCGUUCAGACCCUGGUGUCUGCUCAGGCUUGUCUCUGUGACCUGACGCCUGGUUUCUGUGACGUCGGCUGCUGCUGUGACACAGCCGAUUGUGAUGUUGCCGACUUAGCCGCAGUUUUCACCGGCUGUCCGCGAGCAGAUGUGAGAGGAGUUUGCAUUGAGAAAUGGCUGAUGUUCAGAGCCAACGUGGAUUCUUCGUUUGUCACUGUGACGGACACCUUGUUUUGCGUCCAGGCAGAAGCAGCUGAUGCACCCCGGUCUCUUCCUGCCCUGACUCACUUUCCAGCAUUACAGGAUUUCUACCGUUUCUCACCUCCAGGACAUCCGACCAUAAGACACAGCAGAGACUUUUACAGGGUCGAUGACGUUAUCCAGACGUUUUUCUCCAACUCCUCUGUGCGAGGGCUCCUCCGUCAGCCAUCCCCAGGGGCCGCCUCUGCCUUCUGCUUCAGCCGUAACCCUGCAAAGUUUCUGAGAUCGACGUCGCUGUCUUGUAGCCGCACGGUGACCGCUGCUUCAUGCACCGCCGACCCGAGCCUCAGCGCCAGCUCUUACUUCUCUGACAUGAGUCUCGUGAAGGUUCCAACAGCUGACGCAGUGAUACCGUCUGAUCUUUUGAUCCCAGUGAGGCCGCUCUCUGAUUGGCCCGCGCCAGCCCGACUGGACGGCUUCUGCAAAAAUGUUGUGGAAAAGGUGGAGUUCGUCGUUGGUUACACGGAGAGGGGGGAACUGACUGAUGCCGUGGUCAGCGUUACCUUGGCAGACGUGGCUCUUGAGCAGCUUUUGCUCCAGACGCACUCUGUACAGUUUCAGCUGGCCACACCCGGCCCCGCUCCAGCAGAACCAGCACCUCCUGUUGGACUUCGACACGGAUCUGCUGUCGUCGGUCGCUUUAACGGAGAGCUGCAACCCCUGACAUCGCUCGGGGUUUCAGAAGGCGGGGCGUGUUCCUCGGCUCCCGGCACACGAUCGCCCGUCCUCUUCACGCACAACACCAUCUCUGGCUGCACGUUCAGCUCCGCCAGUCAGAACUGCACGGAGCUGCGCUCACAGAUUUAUGAGAUCUUACGGGGAUCCGGUGCUCCCGAUGUCAUCGCCAUGAACUCGGGCUCCAAACCGGACUGGACAAGAGUCCUAACGCAGGAAUGUGCGACCGAUCCACAGGAGUCGUGUGAAUCGGGCUGCACCCUCCCAGAUUCUCUCUUCAUCCAGGUUCUGUGGGCUCGGCAGGGCUUCAUCGAGCUUCCUCAGAACUUCAUCCUGGGAGCCAAAUUUCUCUUCCGCUGUCGGACCGUCCAGUGUCCUUUAUCGUCUCCUCUCGCCCUGACGGCCAAAGCUGCGUUCGUCGAAGCCACCGUUUACCCAGAACCCCCCAGAGGGUCUCCUCGGCCUCGCUGGAGGUUUCCGUUCGGCUUCUUCACGCGGGGCGGCGCCGAGCUGGACGGCGGCGUCGCUACGAGUAGCAGCGGCGCUCAGAGGCUCUCCUGGAGUUCAGUGGCGUUCCCGCUGCUGUUGCUAGCAGGAUUAGCAGCCUUCAGUUUACAGUUUAAUAGGUAACAGGAAUGUAGACGCAACAAAAAGUGGAAUCAAUGUUUAAAUGCAGCUGUUUUACACAAUAAAGAGUACAUUUUUUACACAAUGAAA
Messenger RNA from Fundulus heteroclitus (mummichog), 2133 nucleotides. RefSeq names its product tectonic-3. The transcript is spliced from 14 exons. NCBI's taxonomy places the organism in Eukaryota, Metazoa, Chordata, Actinopteri, Cyprinodontiformes, Fundulidae. Gene Ontology annotation, biological process: smoothened signaling pathway; cilium assembly. The record is from RefSeq and is a predicted model, not a curated record. The coding region runs from base 226 to 2046 and encodes 606 amino acids.